Messenger RNA from Caretta caretta (loggerhead turtle), 2010 nucleotides. RefSeq names its product paired related homeobox 1 (gene PRRX1). Gene Ontology annotation, molecular function: DNA-binding transcription factor activity, RNA polymerase II-specific; RNA polymerase II cis-regulatory region sequence-specific DNA binding. Gene Ontology annotation, biological process: regulation of transcription by RNA polymerase II. Gene Ontology annotation, cellular component: nucleus. The record is from RefSeq and is a predicted model, not a curated record. NCBI's taxonomy places the organism in Eukaryota, Metazoa, Chordata, Testudines, Cheloniidae.
AGUACAUCUGCAAGACAUCAGCACCCGUGACCUGAAACCUCAGUUACUCCUGAGACUCACCAGGAGCGCACAGGGGGCAGCGCGCUCUCUUGGAGAUGGUUUAAAGCCGGGACAAGCCUCUUGCUGCUGGUGCCUGCCUGGGAAUACGCCGCUUCUCCUGAAAGACACGUUUCGAUUCCUCUCCCCCCCUCCCCCAUCCCCUCCCUCCUUCUCUCUCUCUCGCUUUCUGUGUCACUUUCGCGUGAGAACUGGGCAGAGGGAGGCCGGAUUCGCCCCCUGGAACCUGCCGAAGGAAGCCCAGGGAGCGCCCCUGCUCCGGGGACAGCGUCUGAGAUUUUGGGGAGGGUCCCUUGUAUUCCCCCCCCACCCUCUCUCCCUCCUCUUUUGCCUGCACUUUCCCUUUAAGACUUGGAGGAAACCAUGACUUCCAGCUAUGCCCACAUCAUGGAGAGACAGGCCGUCCUAGCCACCCGCUUGGAGAACCCCAGCAACCUGGACAACUUACAGGCCAAAAAGAACUUCUCCGUCAGUCACCUGUUGGAUCUGGAGGAAGCCGGAGACAUGGUGGCGGCUCAGGCGGACGAGAGCGUAGGGGAAGCCGGCAGAAGCUUGCUGGAAUCCCCGGGGCUAACCAGCGGCAGCGACACCCCGCAGCAGGACAAUGAUCAGCUGAACUCGGAAGAGAAGAAGAAAAGAAAGCAGAGAAGAAACAGGACCACCUUCAACAGCAGCCAGCUCCAGGCGCUGGAAAGAGUCUUUGAGAGGACACAUUACCCUGAUGCCUUUGUACGAGAAGACCUCGCACGCAGAGUCAACCUCACUGAAGCCAGAGUUCAGGUAUGGUUUCAGAACCGAAGAGCAAAGUUCCGCAGGAACGAGAGAGCCAUGCUGGCCAACAAGAACGCCUCCCUUCUCAAAUCCUAUUCAGGGGACGUGACUGCGGUGGAGCAGCCAAUAGUACCUCGCCCAGCUCCAAGACCCACUGACUAUCUCUCCUGGGGAACAGCCUCGCCUUACAGCGCCAUGGCUACCUAUUCUGCUACGUGUACCAAUGCUAGCCCUGCCCAGGGCAUGAACAUGGCCAACAGCAUUGCCAACCUGAGACUGAAAGCAAAGGAAUAUAGUUUACAGAGGAACCAAGUACCGACAGUCAAUUAAACACUGUCUCAAAGAAAGAGUAAAACAAAAUGACACCCGUCCUGCUUAGCAGUUUGCUCAUGCUGAAAAAUAAACCCUGAACUGACUAUUGGGACAAAAGCAGGAGAAAAAUGAACUGCAAAUUAGUUAUGGUGUUCCUCUUUCCUUGUGGGAUAAUGUCACCACUUUGUGUCAGGUUUAUCGCUUCUGCUCAGUAUACUAUGAGCUUCUUCAGUUAAGGACAAUUCCAUCCUUCUUGUUUAUUUUAUACGUGACUGCAAAAGAAACCCUAUCGAUCCAGCCUUUGAACUUCUCCCCUAGACUUUCCUGAGGUUCAGCACCGUGUCCCUCACUUCCUAUGCCCCAGCUCACUCUAGAAAAGGGAAUUCCGAAGCCAAAGCCCUCUCCGUUGUAUCCGCAUGAGAUCGAAGUAUCCUUCCAUCACUCCAGAGCAAGGCUGCAGCUGCAAAGUCGUUAUCAUUAGCCUCUGAGGAGGCUUUUUGAGCAACGUGGUGAGUUCCUCUAGUCCAGUUGUCUGGAAUGUUCAUUGUUUCAUUCACAGCCAUCUUGAGUUUAGAACUUAUUCGCCUCUUUCUGAUUAUUUCUGGCCCAGCCUCUUUGCAAAGCCAAAGAAGAGAAGAUCCUUCUCAAGCCAGAGUGCGUGUCUGCAUAGGGGAGAUUGCUCAGGAGCUCAAAGAUUAGGACUUUGCCUUAUGCUUCUUUCUAUGCCUUAUGUUUUGUGCCACAGGUAAAAGUGUUGUCCAAACGCAUUUGUUUUAUAUAUACUGUAUAUAUUUAUAUAUAUAAGAUAUACAUGCAAGCUUGGUUGGUGUUUUUUAUUAAACAAAAUAAAAAUACAUUGAAAACGUUCAA